Messenger RNA from Lentinula edodes (shiitake mushroom), 1668 nucleotides. RefSeq names its product FAD dependent oxidoreductase. Gene Ontology annotation, cellular component: cytoplasm. Lineage: Eukaryota; Fungi; Basidiomycota; Agaricomycetes; Agaricales; Omphalotaceae. The record is from RefSeq and is a predicted model, not a curated record. Gene Ontology annotation, molecular function: oxidoreductase activity. The coding region runs from base 1 to 1470 and encodes 489 amino acids. The transcript has 7 exons.
AUGGCUUUCGUUCAGUCCACGCUGUCUGUGCCAACUUCACAGCUACAAAUAUCUCAAAAUGUCUUCAACUCAACGAGAAAUGUAGUCAAAUGCUUGCCGGUGCAAAAUCCUACCAAAUCUUUCUGGAUCGAUUCCCCAGAUGCCAAUCCGUUGGCAAAGGAAGGAAGUACAGGCCUUCUUCCUACAGCAGCCGAUAUAUGUAUCAUUGGCUCAGGAAUCACAGGUGUUUCAGUCGCCUAUCAUCUAGCAACUCGCUUUAUGGGAAAGGAACCGUUGAAGAUUAUCCUACUUGAGGCGAGAGAUUUUUGCUCUGGGGCAACAGGACGGAAUGGAGGCCAUCUAACACCGAAUGUUUUCUUUGAUUUCUGCAAUUACAAAGCACGAUAUGGUCAGCAAGAGGCUUUGAAAGCGCUUGAGCUGGAAAAUCACACAGCAAUGGGUAUUUUGGAAUUUAUAUCCUCACAGAACAUAGCAGGCGCAGUGGAUCUAGUCGCUGGGGGACACCUCACAGCGUUCGUGACCAAUGAUGAAUUUCUGCGUGCGAAGGAAGACUACGAUGCUGUCAAGGCAGCCGGCAUAGAUCUUUCAAAUGUGGAGUGGCUAAGUAAGGAAGACAUGCUCUCGAUCUACGGAGUCUCGUUCCCUGGAGCUAGAUACGGUGGACACAAUCUUUGGCCCCUUAAACUUGUCACACAUCUAUACAACUUUGCCAAAUCGAAUCUCUCUCUCUCUCUUCAUACCUCUACUCCGGUCAACACUGUCGAAAGGAACAGUGAAACGACUAACUCUCAUCGCUGGAAACUUCAUACACCGCGCGGUCCCAUAUCGUGCUCAUACGUUGUCCAUGCCACAAACGCCUAUGCUUCCCAUCUCAUACCACACCUUCGUGGGUCCGUUGGUAUUGUGCCUACCCGGGGUCAAGUCGUGGCCGUCAGGGCAAGUACAUCCCUCGAUAAACUGAGUGGUAGGCCAUCAUGGGACGCAAACGACGGUUUUGAGUACUGGUUUCCCCGUCCGGUUGCCUCCAGUUUAGAACAUCCACUGUACAUCCUUGGUGGGGGUAGAGAGGCGGAAUCUCACUUUGCACACGGUGAAAUAGACGAUUCCAAAUCCAACAAAGAAGUAGCACAAGUUCUUAGGGAAUUUCUCCCGGGCUUGUUUCCAGGUAAGUUCGAACGAGGAACGGAACCGGAGAUGGAAUGGACCGGAAUAAUGGGGUUCACUCAAUCCAGGGAUCCAUUCGUUGGCCCAGUAGGCGGCUAUGAUGCUUCAAACACCAAACAUUCAAACUUUGAUGGCCAGUUCGUUGCUGCUGGAUACUCUGGUCAUGGAAUGCCCCGUGCGUUCGCCUGCGCAGAAGUUAUCGCAUCGAUGAUAUUUGCGGAGUUCCAUGGUACAAUAUGGAACGCUCCGAAGUGGCUGCCUCACCACUUCUUGACAUCCAGCUUGGCAGAUCAACCAGAUGCUUAACUGUAAUGUAUAUGAUGCGUUUGAGUAGGCGAUUGAGUCUCAGUCCUGGUAGCAGCUGGAUUGUAUCUGUAUCUGUAGUUUGGAUUUAUGUAUGUUCGAUGUGGCAGUCGCGUCAAAGACGCGUUUCGACAACACGAUCACGUGGUGACCAUUACGGCACACCUUAAAUUCUCGAGUGGUUGAUGAUGCCCAAUCUUA